Molecule: messenger RNA, 435 nt
Organism: Moesziomyces aphidis
Lineage: Eukaryota; Fungi; Basidiomycota; Ustilaginomycetes; Ustilaginales; Ustilaginaceae
Source: the annotation of a GenBank genome assembly
AUGCCGCUCGCAUGGAACAAAGUGCUCAUUACUAUAGGGGAAGAGAUGCCCGACGAUGACGAGAUGUCCGAUGAGAACGGGACAUCCGACAAGGACGAGAUAUCCGAUAAGGACGAGAUAUCCGACAAGGACGAGAUGCCCGGCGGGAGCGAGAUGCCCGGCGGCGAGAGUGGCCUUACUCUCAACCGGGAAAGACAGUAUAUCAGACUCCGAUACAUGGUUAUCAACGUUCUUGGGCAUACGCAAGGAGCCAAUGAGCUGACUCCGUGGUCCUACGGUAGCACGUUCUCCUCGGACGAGUCAAGAUCUCGACUCAGAUUCGUGAUGUGCAGGACAUCAACGGGCCGGCUUGGCAGCUUUGACCUGUCCCGUCUUGCUCGUCGUGCCAUUGCUCAAGAGCAGUGCCUUCGAGCAGUGCCUGCUGGAGCGGGUUGA